CGCGGUUUCUGGUGAUCGUAGCCAGUAAAGUCAUGCCAGAAUGGGGUUGGCUUUGUGUAAUUGUUAACCUGGUGUGUUGUGUUUUUGCGACUGUAGCGGUCUUUAUGCUGUACUCGGGAUUAAUCUCGCAGAUCAACAUACGGUGUGGCUCCCCCCCUAUCAAGAGCAUUACUUUCGCCUACAAAUUCAAAGAAGGACCAUACAAGAACUGUGGACAACUUUUCACGGAGUGCUACAGCAUUGGACCCAAGCUUUCGUACAUCGGUGUAUUUUACGAUGACCAUAAAGAGGUGCGGGGUCAACGCUGCCGCUAUGUCGUGGGCACUAUCCUGAGUGAAGGCGGUAUGAAGCCCAGCGAGGAGCUGCUGCAGCGCUGUGAGGAGUCUGGCUUUAGGGUCUACUCCUUUCCAGAAGUGACACAUGUGGUCACGACCUCAUUCCCCCACAGGACGCUCCUCUCAAUCCUCCUGGGGGUAAGAAGGGUCUACCCACGGCUAGAACAUUAUAUCAAGGAAAGGAAGCUGUGUGCCCACCCAUUCCUAGAGAUCUACAGAGGGGGGCAGAUCCAGUUCAUGGUGCCCCUGGCACGCCAGGCAGACUUCUAUGUGCCCGAGGUCUGCCGGGUAGACAGGAGGCAGUCAGUUGGAGAACGAUCAGAUAGCGACACAGAAAUCUCAGGUGCGGAGUCCAACAGUGAAUACAGUUCGGGGAGCGGGAUUCUCCUGUCAGACAGCCGAGAGACAUCCCCGUCCUCGUCCGCCACGCACACAGAGCCCUGCAAUCUUCUCGGAGACGGGGACCGCCGAGGGAGAAGUUCCACGCCGUCCUCAGCGAGGGUGCUGAACCAGGAGCUCCAUGAUGGACAGCAGAUGAAGGGGGACGUGCCGGGUCACGCUUCCCCCGAUAAGGAGAGCCUGGUUGUCGCCGCGGGUAUACGUGGGGUUGUAGUUGGGGGUGAGGAGUGACCUUACGGUAUUCAGAGUCCAGACCAGGAAGUGAGAAACAAAGGAGAAUGAGGAAUGUAGUGAUACUGAAGUCUGAGGGAGCAGGAGAAGCAGAGAAAGGGUGUUUCAGAAUGUGCCCAAAUCAUUCAGGGUCAGCAUUUACCCCGCAUUCAGGGGGUUGCUGUGUCUCUUUCAGUGGUAUGGUUUUAAAACGAGAAUGUCACAAAAUGUUGUUUUUCCAGAUUUGUGCCGACAAGCAAACGGUAUACUUGAAAUUUCAAAGAUUGUAACUUGAUUGUUGUGCGUUCCUGAUGUUUCAGCUCUGUGGUUAGAAUAUUAAUUGUGUUACUUGAUGACCAAGUUGUUUUUGUCCCGGGCCUUGUUUUGUACUGUUUAUCUGUAAACAUGGUGGUUUUAACACGUUUUGAUUGUUCAAGUUAUUAUAUUGUUAUUACGUUGACAUGCAAUAAGUUACAUUGUCAUUGUUUCGUUAAUGGUUAUGCUGACUUGUUUUAAAAGGGUUUUUUAUUAAAAU
Lampris incognitus (smalleye Pacific opah) is the source of this 1479-nucleotide messenger RNA. Its product is annotated as testis-expressed protein 264 homolog. Gene Ontology annotation, cellular component: replication fork; endoplasmic reticulum membrane; autophagosome membrane. NCBI's taxonomy places the organism in Eukaryota, Metazoa, Chordata, Actinopteri, Lampriformes, Lampridae. Gene Ontology annotation, biological process: reticulophagy; protein-DNA covalent cross-linking repair. The coding region runs from base 33 to 965 and encodes 310 amino acids. The transcript has 4 exons. The record is from RefSeq and is a predicted model, not a curated record.